Messenger RNA from Paraglomus brasilianum, 2127 nucleotides. The record is from the annotation of a GenBank genome assembly. NCBI's taxonomy places the organism in Eukaryota, Fungi, Glomeromycota, Glomeromycetes, Paraglomerales, Paraglomeraceae.
AUGUUGGUAGUUGUGGCCGGCAUAUGUUUGCUGGCGUCGGUACAAGUCGGCGAAGCUUUUGGAAUUAUAUCAAGCAAACGAUACAGAAUAAGUGGGCCGGGCCCAGUAAUGAGAAGAUCUUUCAAACUCCAUCGUCGUAUUCCUUUACCCGAUACUGCAACUUCUGACAGCCCCACAAGCGCGACCGACAGCCCAACAACUACAAGUAAAGACACAUCGGCCGAAUCUACCAACAGCGACGCUACCGACAGCCCUACGAGUACGGGUGACAACAAAUCAACCGAAACUACCAGUAGUGACACUACAAGUAAAGGCAGCCCAACCGAAUCUACCAACAGCGACGCUUCUGACAGCCCUACGAGUACGGGUGACAACAAAUCAACCGAAACUACCAGUAGUGACACUACAAGUAAAGGCAACCCAACCGAAUCUACUAAUACUGACACUACCGAUAGUCCUAGUGACAACAAAUCAACCAGUAGUGACACUACAAGUAAAGGCAACCCAACCGAAUCUACUAGUACUGACACUGCCGAUAGCCCUACGAGUACAAGUGACGACAAAUCAACUGAAACUACUUCCGCUUCGUCGGCGAAUAAUGAUGCUGCUGCCAAAAAACCAACUGAAACUACCAGCAGUGACAGCCCUACGAGUACAAGUAAAGACCAACCGACCGAAUCUGCUAGUAGUGACACUACCGAUAGCCCUACAAGCACAACUGACAAAUCAACUGAAACUACCAGUAGUGACAGUACCGACAGCUCAACGACUCCAAGUAAAGGCAAACCAACCGACGAAUCUACUAGUACUACCGAUAGCUCUACAACUACCGAUAGCUCUACAACUACCGAUGACAGCAAACCAACGCCGCUACCUUUGGUGGGAAGUAUCACCCCACCCGCCGCCGAAAUUACCCCGUCCGAUGUUCACACUACUGAGUCAUCUUCAGACAAGUCUGCGGACAAACCUACAGAGACGUCCACCGCAGAGAUUACGCCCCCACCCGCCGCCGAAAUUACCCCGUCCGAUGUUCACACUACUGAGUCAUCUUCAGACAAGUCUGCGGACAAACCUACAGAGACGUCCACCACAGAGACGUCCACCACAGAGACGUCCACCACAGAGACGUCCACCACAGAGACGUCCACCACAGAGAAGACCACGUCGAGCCCCGACUUGCCACCUCCUGUGACACCCACAGCUCCCACGGGCUCCCCUACGCAAACAACUACUCCAGUAGGUGCUUCGCCUAAUGAUAAUAGUCAAACUACCCCCACGACGAUGGAGGGGCAAUCUCCAACCGAAUCUCCUUCAGAUAAUAAUUCCAAUACAAAUGGAUCAACGCCAUCAUCAUCUACAGAUAUUGCGGACGCACCUUCAACGAGUAUACUUGACGUUCCCACUGUUGGUAUCCAGUUGCCGCCACCACAGCCUGGGGUUGAAGUGACUCCUGUAGCUACGGAUUCUAAUUUCCCAGAUAUUAUUAUCCCCGCAGGCAAUGUAGAACCGCCGGAGGACGGCGUUACAAUACAAUUGAAAUUCACUACCAUUAGUUGGGCGGACCUUCAAAGUAAUGGAAUACUGGCUUCUCAAAUUGCUGUACUGUUACCCCAGGAUAUUGCUAAUGCUAUCGACAUAUCAGCAAGUGCCAUAAUAGUUCUUUCAGAAAAUAAUGUUAAUGGAGCUAUCGUGUUGAAACUUUCUGUUCCCGGGGGAAGUUUUGAUAAUGUGAAAAGUGCUAUUAGCAAUCCCACAAGUAAGUUAUAUACCAAUGGUUCAACACUUACUCAGUACUUGGAUCCAACGUUCCCACUCAACGCAAAUUCAGUUGCCAGUACUGGUGUUACAGAUCCGAACAAUGGUGGAAACUCUAAUGCAGAUAUCUCUAGUGGAAGUGAUACCCCAAGUUCCAACAUCAUAAACGACAAUGCCAACGCAGGGUCUGGUCACAGAGCCCUGAUGGUAGUCUUGGCUGUCGGACUUUCUACGUUCUUAUAUGCUGGACUAACUGCACUUGUAAUUCGAGCGUACAAGAGGAACAAAGCUCGUGCUGGUCACCGCCAAACUGAUUACAUGUACGGUCCGGCUAUUGCAUCACCUAUGAUGCGUGAGACUGUCCUGACUUGA